CUUACAAUGAGCCGGUGUUUACUGCGUCUUCUUGCAUACAACUCGCACCAAACACGCAGCAAACGUGGCGACAAUGUUCAGGAAAAAACAUCGCAUGUGUUAUUUAUCAUAACACGGGUUUCACUUGACAUAUCAACAAAAUGAUUCUGAUCCUCUCAGACUGACUGAAGAUGAGCGAUGUGGUACAAAAGGAGGACAGAUCGAAGUCUCCAGGAUCCAGUUCUUUGUCUGUGAAGAGUGAGUGGUCCAAAGGAGAACUUCCAGGCUUUAGUGAUGAAUCUACAGGCACAAAAGCUCAGCACCUCAGAUUAGAGUCUCCAGGAUCCUGUUCUCUGUCUGGGAGGAGUGAUUGGUCCAGAGGAAAUCCUCCAGACUUCAGCAAUGAGCCUGGACCCUCAGACACAAAUCUUGCUAAUUGUGGACUGACUGGGAUCAACUGCAGCUCUCUGGUCUCAGCUCUGAAGUCCAACCCAUCCUAUCUGAGAAACCUGGGCCUGAGCAGAAACAAGAAUCAGAAGAACUUGCACGAUUCACUAGUUAAGCUACUGACUGCUGGACUGGAAACUCGCAGGUUGAGUGAUUGCAGUCUGUCAGAGAUCAGCUGUGCUUCUCUGGCCUCAGCUCUGAAGUCCAACCCCUCACAUCUCAGAGAGUUGGAGCUGAGUGGAAAGGAGUGAAGCUGCUGUCUGCUGGUUUGGAGAGUCCGAAUUGUCGACUGGAAACUUUAAAACUUAAUCACUGUGAACUACCAGACAGCUGCUGUUCAUCUCUGGCCUCAGCUCUGAAAUCGACCCCCAUCCAUCUGAGAGAGCCGGAUUUGAACUAUAAUAAGCGUGAUUCAGGAGUGAAGCUGCUGUCCAGUCUUGUGGAGAGUCUACAAUGUUCACUGUAGUUUCUGAGUCUGCAGGAGUUCAUCUGAACCAAAGACAACAAACUAUUGUGUUGACACGACAGCUGUGGAUACAAGACUAACACCUGGACAACACCUGGACAGCCAAAAAAAAAGUCCCACUCAGUCAGUAGAAGACCAUCUUCUACUGGGUAGAUCUGGAUAUCAGACAGUGGAACAACAUCUGGACACAGUGGGAUAGCUUCACGACAGUAAAGUUCUGUUGACAAGCCACUGGGUCUGCAGGAAGGAGAAGACAGUGGAGGGAUGGGAGGAACAUUGUGUAAAGAGGAGGUGGAGGAGGAAACAAGGAGGAGUGUGGGAAGGGAGGACAGUCUGACAUCAGCAGACAGAAUCCGUCGAUUCACCAUCAAACAGUUUGGAUAUAAUGUCCUGAGUCUUGCUCGCCGAGGACUGAAGGAGGUCCCAGAUGAACUGUGGGAGCUGUUGGAAUUGGAUAAGCUGAAUUUGUCCCUCAACAGCCUGAAGGUUCUUCCUCCUCAUCUGGCUCUGCUGUCCAACCUGGUGGUCCUCAACCUGUGGGGUAACCAGCUCAGCAGCCUGCCAGCAGAGAUCGGACAGCUGAGGAGACUCCGAGUUUUAUUCGCCUACAGAAACAGACUGACAGAAGUCCCUGAAGAGCUGGGAGCCUGUACACAACUGGAGGUCUUCCUCCAUCUGGCCUGUAACCGUCUGGAGAACCUGGCAGAGAACAUCCAGGCUCUGGUGGAGCUAAAGAUCCUCAUUGUGGAGGGAAAUAGUCUCCACUCUCUGCCGAAGGCCCUCUGCUGCCUCACCAGGUUGGAGUUGCUGAAUCUGGACUUUAACGACAUUAAGGACGUACCACAGGAGAUGCACCAGUUGUCCCGACUGGAGAAGUUGGCCUGCCAUCCUCUGGAUAAAGGACUCCACAUUAUCCACAAUCCGCUGCUGAAGCCUGUGAAGGAGGUGCUGGAGGGGGGGCUCGGUGACCUCUUUAACUACCUCAGAGCUGGGUAGAGGUGGUGGCCUUUUGGACAAUAGUGUAUCUUGCAGCCUGUAAAUGUGAAAACAAACAUCUGAUAAAAUCUGUUCGGUGAAAUAUAUUGAAAUCCUAGAGUUGAUCAUUUUUAUAUAUAUAUUUUUACUGUAGUUUACUGAACUUCAACUUUUUUUUACAUUAAUUGUGUCUCUGAUUGUUUUUAUUACUAUAGUAGCAGCGGUUUGUGUGGUCUGCAUGGUGAAAAAGUUAUGGGACACUGCCAAAAACACCUGAUGCUGCUCAAGGCAUCUUUUAACUUGUGUAUGGAUUUAUUGUAGUUCAUGUGCGAUCUAUUUAUUUGUCUGCCUGACCUGAAGAGAAAUUGCUGGGCUUUCUUCCCUUCUUUCUGUUGAGCUUUAAGGACAGAGCAUGAAAACCACUGAGUCAAACUAUGAUUUGGGUCCGUAUUAAUAAAACGAACUUAUCUGGUAGUUGUAUCUUCUCA
Scatophagus argus is the source of this 2355-nucleotide messenger RNA. RefSeq names its product leucine-rich repeat-containing protein 30-like. Gene Ontology annotation, molecular function: protein binding. NCBI's taxonomy places the organism in Eukaryota, Metazoa, Chordata, Actinopteri, Scatophagidae. The transcript is spliced from 12 exons. The record is from RefSeq and is a predicted model, not a curated record. The coding region runs from base 1157 to 1888 and encodes 243 amino acids.